AUGAGCGCGCAAUUCAAGCCUCAGCAACGCAGCUCCACUCACGAAUUUGAUCCGCUCGCCGCAGACCACAUCUAUUACGGUCAGUCGCACAAGAAGGGCGCGGGCUCGAGGUCCCGCACGUACUCGGCUAUCGUAGAUAACAGCGCUCGCAACCUCACGGCAACCGGCCUCAAGGAGCAAGCCCGGCGGUCGAGUCACGAUGAGCAAACCAUCCAACCGCGAAAGUUCCUGAUUCCCGUCGAGUCCACUCUGAAGACCUUGCUGUCUCGCGAAGACACGGACAACAACUACCAGAUCACAAUCGAGGAUGCAGGCCCCAAGGUGCUUUCCGUGGGUACGGCAGCCUCCAAUGGCUACAACCGCUUCGACGUCCGCGGAACCUACAUGCUGUCGAACCUCCUGCAGGAGCUCACACUCGCCCAAGACUACGGACGUAAGACGAUCGUCCUCGACGAGGCUCGUUUGAACGAGAACCCCGUCAACCGUCUCCACCGCCUGAUUAGAGACUCGUUCUGGAACAACCUCACACGCCGCAUUGAUGGCUCGAACAUUGAAAAGGUGGCACGCGAUCCGAAGGACUGGACUAGUGACCCACGGCCGCGUGUCUACGUUCCUAAGGGUGCACCGGAGCAGCACGCAUAUUACACUCGGAUUGCAGAGGAACACCCUGGCAUGCGUCUGGAUGUACAAUGGCUGCAGGAAGAAUGCGCGGACCCUGAGUAUGUUCGAGACCUGAAUCAGGCUCCCGGCAUCCUUGCAGUUGCCAUGGAAGAGUAUGUCAAAGACCCCACUACGGGCGAGAAGGACCUUCGCGGCAUGCCAUUCGUCGUGCCUGGUGGCCGCUUCAACGAACUGUAUGGAUGGGACAGCUACAUGGCAUCUCUAGGUCUUCUUGUCCAUGACCGCAUCGAUCUAGUCAAGUCUAUGGUCAUCAACUUUUCUUUCUGCAUCAAGCACUACGGCAAGAUUCUCAACGCAAAUCGGUCCUAUUACCUGUGCCGGACACAGCCACCUUUCCUCACUGACAUGGCGCUGCGCUGCUACGAUCGCAUCAAGCAUGAGCCAGGAGCCCUGGAAUUUUUACGGUUCGCUAUUCUGGCUGCAAUCAAGGAGUACCACAACGUCUGGAUGGCUGCGCCGAGGUACGAUCCUGUUUCCGGGCUAUCAAGGUAUCGGGCAAAUGGCGUAGGUAUUCCGCCUGAGACGGAAGCAUCUCACUUCACGCACCUGCUGGAGCCUUACGCAAAGAAGCACAACAUGACCUUUGCAGAAUUCGUGGACGCUUACAACCACCAUCGUGUGGACGAGCCCGAACUCGACGAGUACUUCCUGCACGACCGAGCAGUGCGCGAGUCUGGUCACGAUACCUCAUACCGCCUAGAGAAGGUGGCUGCCAAUCUUGCCACUGUGGAUCUCAACGCCCUCUUGUACAAGUACGAGACCGAUAUCGCUCGCACCAUCCGCGGCCACUUUGGAGACAGGCUCCUAAUCCCGGCUGAGUUCUGCACCAAGGAUAUGGUGCCCGGCCAUGCGGAGACGUCUGCCACCUGGGAUCGCCGAGCCAGACGGAGGAGGACUCUCAUGGACAAGUUCAUGUGGAACGAGGAGAAGGGCAUGUACUUCGACUACGACACCGUCAAGAAGCAGCGGACUAGCUACGAGAGUGCGACAACGUUCUGGCCGAUGUGGUCUGGUGUUGCGAGCCCUCGCCAGGCGGCGGCGUUAGUUGAGCGUGCUCUCCCCCGCUUCGAAGCAUUUGGUGGCCUCGUCUCCGGAACCGAAGAGUCUCGCGGUAAAGUGGGUCUCGACCGGCCUAACCGUCAAUGGGACUAUCCGUUCGGCUGGGCGCCGCAGCAGAUCCUCGCUUGGGUCGGCUUGCAGCGCUACGGCUACGAGGCUGAGGCGCAGAGGUUGGCGUACAGGUGGCUGUACAUGAUCACUAAGGCUUUCGUCGACUUCAACGGGGUCGUCGUUGAGAAGUACGACGUCACGCGGCCGAUUGAUCCUCACAAGGUUGAAGCCGAGUAUGGCAACCAGGGUAGCGAUUUCAAGGGCGUUCCGCGCGAAGGCUUCGGCUGGGUCAAUGCCAGCUACGUCUACGGUCUCCAGCUCCUCGACGCGCACAUGCGACGCGCACUGGGAGCACUCACGACCUACGACACCUUCACCAAGGCGACCCAGGCGUUGGGCUACGAUUUGUGA
Messenger RNA from Coniosporium apollinis CBS 100218, 2202 nucleotides. Its product is annotated as neutral trehalase. Bases 1 to 2202 code for a protein of 733 amino acids. Gene Ontology annotation, molecular function: calcium ion binding; alpha,alpha-trehalase activity. The record is from RefSeq and is a predicted model, not a curated record. The transcript has 5 exons. Gene Ontology annotation, biological process: trehalose catabolic process. NCBI's taxonomy places the organism in Eukaryota, Fungi, Ascomycota, Dothideomycetes. Gene Ontology annotation, cellular component: cytoplasm.